Haliotis rufescens (red abalone) is the source of this 1855-nucleotide messenger RNA. RefSeq names its product eukaryotic translation initiation factor 1A, Y-chromosomal-like. The record is from RefSeq and is a predicted model, not a curated record. Gene Ontology annotation, cellular component: cytoplasm. Gene Ontology annotation, biological process: translational initiation. Bases 124 to 555 code for a protein of 143 amino acids. Gene Ontology annotation, molecular function: translation initiation factor activity; RNA binding. The transcript is spliced from 6 exons. Lineage: Eukaryota; Metazoa; Mollusca; Gastropoda; Lepetellida; Haliotidae.
CGGACUUCCGUUACUGAUUGUCUGUUCUCGACACAUGUUGAAGUUGGUUUAGUUCUUGAAAUCUUCGACAGCUGUCUGGUUACAUUUGUCUGAACUACUGUACAUCUCACACAGAAAAUAGUCAUGCCCAAGAAUAAGGGAAAGGGAGGUAAAAACAGGAGGAGGGGUAAGAAUGAAAAUGAGAAUGAAAAGAGAGAGUUGGUGUUCAAGGAAGAUGGACAAGAGUACGCCCAGGUUACGAAGAUGUUGGGAAACGGCAGACUAGAAGCAUUGUGCUUUGAUGGUGUAAAGAGGUUGUGUCACAUCCGAGGCAAACUCAGAAAGAAGGUAUGGAUCAAUGGUGGUGACAUCAUCCUGCUCGGGUUGAGAGAUUACCAGGACAACAAGGCUGAUGUCAUAUUGAAGUACACCCCAGACGAGGCCAGGAAUCUAAAGGCAUACGGGGAACUGCCACCCACAGCUAAAAUCAAUGAGAACACAUGGGAGGAGGAUGUGGAUGACAACAUCACCUUCGACGACGUGGAAGAAGGGGUUGAUGAAAUUGAUGAUAUUUAGGAAAACCUCACUGCAGCUGUCAAAAGUUGAGUGUUGAGAAGAAUCGGUGAUGUGUUUGGAAUACUGAAGUAACAUGACAAUAGCAGCCUGUAACCUGUAAUGAUGGCUGUCGCUGCCACAGGGACAUCACAGAUUCGUUUCUCUUGUUAUUGUCAUGGCAACUGUACAACUCAGAUUCAAACAAUCUUCAUGAAGCCUUCUGAUAUCUUUGAAGAGGGACUUUACAACGUCAAUCCAUCCCUGACAGAUUUGAAUCAUAGUCUGUCUGGAUUACCGGAUGGUUUAGGAUUAUGAAUAUACUAUUUUUAAUGUCAAUAUAGAACAUCUUAAUCUUUUGAAAAAAAAAUUGUUUGUGUGUCUGUGUAUUUUCAUUUUUAUUUUGAAAUUCUUUCAUUUCAUAUUUGUAAGUCUUGUGUACCUUUUGAUUAAGUUUGGAAUAUUUGUUUUCUUUCUUUUGAAGUUUAUGUGUGCGAUUUGUUUGUAAAAUCGUGAUUAAAUCUGAGUAUAGAAGAUAACACCUGAGGCACUUCUCUUAGUUUCACUUUACAGUCUGUUUUAUUACACAAAAGUUUUGUAAGUUUAAACAUGCUCAUAUAAUAUUUAAAAGUGAUUCGUGUCAUGUUAAUAGGAAACAAAAUAAUGGGUACCAAAACAGUAAUUGAUAAAAAUAAAGAAGAAAAAAAAAUAUAAAGAAAAAAAAUGUUAAAAACCUGACAUCUUAUUUAUUACAGCAAAAGUGCUUGUUAGAAUCAGAUGAUAUUCAGUACCACCAGAUUGUAUUAAUAAAAUUGUAUGACCCCCAUGAUGAUAAUGAUGGUAUAUCCCUGGUAUGGAGUAUGUGUGUCCGGGAUGUUCCAUUGUUUUCAUGGGGGUGUAUGUGUGUAUGAUAUAGCUAUUAAUUCCUGUAUUGACUGGAGAAGACUGUACAGGUUAUUCCCUGAUGUCUAUACCUGUUUGUAUAUAAUGGUUGGGUGUUACUUGUAGCAUGUUUUUAUGAUUGUCAUGUAGGCAAUAUGAGUGGCACAUGAUAUGUAGUUGGUAGCUUUAAAACACUUAUAUAUCCCAGCUACAACAUUUCAGAUCAAGGGGAGGUUUACAGUUUGCUUGGUUCAGAAUUUUGUCACAAUACAGAAAAAAAGAUAAUGUUGAUUUAUGGAAUAAUAAAUUAAUUUCAUCCACUAAUAACUGCAAGCUUUUGGCUCAGGAGAGAGCUGCCAAGUUCACUCUCGUUCUUGAAAGUAUUUUUAUGAGGCAGAUGUUUUAUUCAACUCUUUAGGUGAUUAAAUGAUGUAAAUUCUAA